AUGAAAACCAAGAAUAUGGAGUUAGAUUUCCUGUGGCUGAUUCUGGCAGUGCUGGUGGGAGCAUAUGUUUUUCUAUUUGGUUUUCUUAAGAAAAUAAAUGAAUGGUACUAUGUUUUUCCGUUGGGGAAGAUGCAAAACUCUCUCCCACCAGGUGAUAUGGGUUGGCCUUUCAUUGGCAAUAUGUGGUCUUUUCUCAAAGCUUUCAGAUCCAAAGACCCUGACACCUUCAUCAACAACUUGGUUGAAAGGUAUGGUAGAACUGGAAUUUACAAGUCCUACUUGUUUGGAAGCCCAAGCAUCAUAGUUUGUAUCCCUGAAACAUGUAAGAAAGUCUUGACAGAUGAAAGAUUUGCUCCUGGAUACCCUGUAUCCGUAAAGAAGUUGUUAGGAAGCAAGUCGUUUCACGGUGUUUCCCAUUUAGAACACAGGCGUUUGCGCAAGCUAACGACAGCUCCAAUUAAUGGCCAUGAAGCACUUGCUAUUUAUAUUGGAUAUAUUGUGGAUAUUGUGAUCAGUGCCUUGGAAGAAUGGGCCAGCAUGAACAGGCCAAUUGAAUUCUUGAAGGAGAUGGAGAAGGUCACUUUCAUGGUCUUUACACAUAUCUUCAUCGGAUCUGGUGCUGAAUCAAUUCGUGAGUCAAUGAAGAAGUAUCAUAAUGACUUCCACCAUGGAUUAUUAUCUGCUGCAUAUAAUAUUCCUGGUUUUCCGUUCCAUAAAGCUCUCAAGGCGAGGAAUAUGUUGGUAAAGAUCUUUCAUGAUGUUCUGGAUGAAAGAAGGACCAGAGCUAAGAGUGAUGAUCCAAAUGAAAAGAGAGGCAUGAUCGAUCUACUUAUGGAAAUUGAAGAUGAGAAUGGUGACAAGUUCAGUGAUACUGAUAUAAUUGAUUUACUACUAACGUUCUUGUCCGCUGGGUUUGGAAGCACCGCCAAUGCAGCAACCUGGACUACCAUCUACCUACAUGACCACCCAGAAAUUUUACAAAAAGCUAAGGAAGAGCAGGAGGAAAUCUUAAAGAGAAGACCAUCUGCACAAAAGGGGUUGAAUCUUAUGGAUAUCAGACAAAUGGAAUAUCUUGCAAAGGUGAUUGAUGAGACACUGAGAAAGAGCAAUCCUGCAUUUUCCAAUUUCCGAGUGGCACAAGAUGAUGUUAACAUCGAUGGUUAUUUCAUACCAAAAGGAUGGAAGGUUCUGGUUUGGACAAGGGGUGUUCACAUGGACCCUGAAACAUACGUGAAUCCAAAAGAGUUUCUUCCUACAAGAUGGGAUAAUCAAAAAGCCAAAGCAGGAUCCUUUCUACCUUUUGGAGGUGGAAGCAGGAUUUGCCCUGGAGCUGAUUUGGCCAAGCUUCAGCUCUCCAUAUUUCUUCACUAUUUUCUCCUCAACUGCAAACUGGAACAAAUCAAUCCUGGAGGUCCAAUUGUGUACUUGCCAGUGCCAAGGCCUUUAGACAACUGCCUUGCAAAAGUAAUCAAGCUCCCAUAA
Durio zibethinus is the source of this 1482-nucleotide messenger RNA. RefSeq names its product 7,8-epoxymelianol synthase CYP88A154-like. Gene Ontology annotation, molecular function: iron ion binding; ent-kaurenoic acid monooxygenase activity; heme binding. NCBI's taxonomy places the organism in Eukaryota, Viridiplantae, Streptophyta, Magnoliopsida, Malvales, Malvaceae. The record is from RefSeq and is a predicted model, not a curated record. Gene Ontology annotation, cellular component: endoplasmic reticulum. Gene Ontology annotation, biological process: multicellular organism development; sterol metabolic process; brassinosteroid homeostasis.